CUUGAGAUCAAUGCAAUUAUCAGUAGAAUUAUCUACUUUGCUGUAUAAACGUGUGUGAAAAGUGUUUCUACAAACCGGCACUUAAACAAAUCUCAAGAUGUAUGGAAUGCUUUUGGAGAGUGUUCAAUAUUUUGUUCAGCUUGAAUACGGUGAUAUUGUUUGGGAGAAUGUAGUGAAAGAAGCUGGAUUAACCGUGUCUGAAUUCUCUACGCAUCAAGUGUAUCCUGAUAGCGUGAUGUCAAAUCUUGCGGCUGCUUGCUCGAAAGUUACGGGUGCUUCUUAUGACAGUUUCAUGAACUUUUUUGGCAAGUGCUUCGUUCGAUACUUCAGUAAUCUUGGUUAUGACAUAACAGUACGUGCUACUGGCCGUUUCUUCACCGAUUUCUUAUCGAGCGUCGACAACAUACAUUCGCAAUUUUGCUUCACUUAUCCGAAGAUGAAGAGCCCGUCGAUUUAUUUGUCCGAGAUCGAUCCGAAAGGUUGUGUGCUUGUGUACCGCAGCGGACGGCAAGGCUUCUCAAACUAUAUAAUCGGCUUAUUAACGCAAAUUGCAAAGGAUUUUUUCAACUUGAAAGUAAAAUUACGCAUUCUGGACCAAGCGAGUUCCGCAUCCGUAGACCGCACAUCGAUUAUCGUGCGCUACCGCCUCGACUUCGACAAUCGCGAAUACAUAAAUUACCAUCAGCAGCGCGCUGCGAACUCAUCCAAAGCCAUGGAGAAAUUCCCUUGCGAAUUGUUCCUUGAAUUGUUUCCGUUUGGCAUCAUGAUGAACCCGCGCAUGAAACUGAUGGGUGCCGGCGAGAAAAUCGUCGAAGUUUGGAAAGGCUCACCGGAAUCACUCAUUGGUCGUACUGUCACUGACUUAUUUAAAUUACGACGCCCGAAAGGAAUUACGUUCACCUGGAAAAAUACCAUGAAUUUGAUUAAUGUAAUGUUUGAGUUGGAAAUGAUCACUACGCAUGAGAAAGAACUGGAGGAAAUGGAAGCGGAAGAGCAAAAGUUGAAGCAAGAGAAAUCCAAAGGCAAAAUUCGCCCGCCGACGCCAACCGACGUAAAGCCUGCGAUUGGUGGUGAUAAAAAUUUAUUGCUGAAAGGCCAAAUGAAGUUUAUUGACGAUAUAAAUGUUAUUGUCUUCUUAUGCAGCCCAAUAAUCAACGACAUUAACGAAUUGCCGGAACUCGGAAUCUUCCUCAAUGAUUUGAAUCAACACGGAAUGAGCAAAGAGAUGGUGCUGGCUGGAUGGCAACACAACUCCAAAUUAGAGGUUAUGUUUGAUGAUGCGGAGCAAACAGCUGACGAGCUUGGCGAGAGCUAUAAACUUCUCGACAAGUGGAAGAAACGAGGCGACGAAUUACUUUACUCCAUGAUUCCGAAAAGUGUCGCUGAGAAAAUGAAGACUGGUGACAACACAGUCACUUGCGAGACUUUCAGCAGUGUUUCCAUCAUGUUCUGCGAGAUAUUGGGAUUGCAGAAUUCAAGCGUAAAGGAUGUGAUGGACAUGGUUGCUUCGAUGAAUACAAUUUUCUCGUGUUUUGAUGAAUUGAUGGAUGAAUACAAAGUGUACAAGGUUGAGACUGUGGGCCAGAUUUACAUGUCGGCAUGUGGUGCUCCAGAACGCACUGAACGCCACGCCGAGCAGAUCGCUGAUGUGGCGUUGGCAAUGUUGGACUCGAUGAAGAAGCUGCAGUUCCCCGACGGUGUUGAGACGGAUAUACGCAUUGGUAUUCACUCCGGCAAGGCGGUCACUGGCGUCGUCGGUCUGAAGAUGCCGAGAUAUUGUUUCUUUGGCGAUACGAUCAACACCGCAUCGCGUAUGGAGUCCAACAGUGUGGCCGGAAAGAUUAACAUCUCAUCGGUGACCAAAGAGCUUUUACCGGGCGAAAAGUACUGCAUUGAAAAUCGAGGCAAAGUGCAAGUCAAGGGUAAAGGAGAAAUGGAGGCCUUUUGGUUAUCAAGAAAAUAAAUAUAUAUUCAAUCACUACAGGCACUUAAAACUAUAAUCGCUAGUUGAAUUUGCUGUUAAAUGUUAAAUCGCAAAUAAUUCUAGACUAGUUUCAGCAGUAAGCAUUCCAGAUUGUUUAGAUAAUCUAGAAUUAAGAACAGUAGCAGGCAUCCUUGGUGUUGGCGUUUAUCCACGUCAGAUAGCGGUUCACUCGGGUGUAAACGCCGGGAAAGUUUGGCUCUGCGCAGCCUUCACCCCACGAGACGAUGCCUGCCGGGUAAUAAAUUACAAAUUAUAUUCGUUUAAUGUUAAAUCGAGCAUACACAUAACCUCAACCACAAGCUUUUGUUAGUGAUUAAGUGAGGUUAUGUUAAAACUUGAAAUACUCAGUGUACUUACCGACAAUUUGGUGUAUUGUGGCAUUGAGCACAUGCAAUGGCCCACCACUAUCACCCUAAAAGUAUUUAUAACGUUUAAAUUAAAUAUUUAUGUGAAUAUUAUUUAAAACUCAGCACUUA
Messenger RNA from Dalotia coriaria, 2460 nucleotides. RefSeq names its product soluble guanylate cyclase 89Da-like. The transcript is spliced from 13 exons. The coding region runs from base 98 to 1963 and encodes 621 amino acids. Gene Ontology annotation, biological process: nitric oxide-cGMP-mediated signaling; cGMP biosynthetic process; response to oxygen levels. Gene Ontology annotation, cellular component: guanylate cyclase complex, soluble. The record is from RefSeq and is a predicted model, not a curated record. Gene Ontology annotation, molecular function: guanylate cyclase activity; heme binding. NCBI's taxonomy places the organism in Eukaryota, Metazoa, Arthropoda, Insecta, Coleoptera, Staphylinidae.